AUGAAACUCCUGUCGAUUAUUUCCCUCGCCCUGGUGGCUUCGGUGGCCCUCAGUCAGCCAACGAGCCGCACCCUGCAGGAAGAUUUCGAUGACUUUCUCGCUCUGGUUCCGGUGGAUGACAUCGUCAACGUUGCCAUGCGGUACUUCCUGACCGACAAGGAAGUUCAGGCUGCGGUGAAGUACAUCACGGGACCGGAGUUUGCUGCCGUUUGGGAUCAGGUGUUCGCACUCAAGGAAGUCCGCGAUGUUCUGAACUACUUGGAAGCUGCCGGUGUCCACGUCUACGAUGCUUUGAAUGAGUUGGCCAAACUGAUUGGAGUGAAACCGGUUAAGCCUCUGCUCGCCGUUCAUCGCAUUGGAAGCACCCGUGGAUUGAACGAUUUGGUCCAGGAGGUUUUGGCUCUGUUGCCAAAGGACAAACUGAAGGCGUUGUUCGAUGAGAAAAUGGCCAACAGUGUUGAGUUCAAGGCGUUCUUCGAGAAGGUUCAGAGUACCGAAUUCCAGGGCUUGGUGGACUUUGCCAAUAACUCAACCGAGCUUCAGUCCCUGCUCGCAAAACUUCGUGAACAUGGCGUUGAUGUCGAUUACUUCUUUGAACUCAUCAAAGGAUUUUUCGGCUGGGGAUACUAA
Sabethes cyaneus is the source of this 630-nucleotide messenger RNA. Its product is annotated as protein G12-like. The coding region runs from base 1 to 630 and encodes 209 amino acids. The transcript has 2 exons. NCBI's taxonomy places the organism in Eukaryota, Metazoa, Arthropoda, Insecta, Diptera, Culicidae. The record is from RefSeq and is a predicted model, not a curated record.